Molecule: messenger RNA, 3973 nt
Organism: Glycine soja
Lineage: Eukaryota; Viridiplantae; Streptophyta; Magnoliopsida; Fabales; Fabaceae
Product: phospholipase D delta-like
Exons: 11
Coding region: 582-3155 (857 amino acids)
Biological process (GO): phosphatidylcholine metabolic process; phospholipid catabolic process
Cellular component (GO): plasma membrane
Molecular function (GO): D-type glycerophospholipase activity; calcium ion binding
Source: RefSeq, a predicted model, not a curated record
CAUUCACUCCAAAAUGGAGUAAACGUUCAUAUUUUUUCCUCGGGUAUAGGAGAGAGAUAACUAGGAGAGGGCACGAAGUUCCUUGGUUCCAUGCAAAAUGUCUCCAAUUUCUCAAUCUCUCCAUCAUCUUCCACCUCACCAAUCUCUUUCUUUUUAUAUUUUUUUAUAAUUAUUUUCUCCCAUGCAUGUUUUUCGUUUGGAAUUUGCCAAUUCAGGAAAUGAAAAAAAAAAACAAGAGAGAUGGGUUCCAAACUUGUAAUUCCACGAGAUUUGCCACCAUUUUCGGCCUAAGAAACCUCUCUCCUGCUUCUUGCGGACGUGAUGUUGGACCAUGCUCUCUGAACUGCAACAUUGUUAUAUGCAUGAAUCCAUCUAUGCACAAAUUUCUUUUCUUUAAUUUCCCCUUUUUUUACUUUUAUUUCUUGUCAUUAACUUCUUCUCCAGGUAAUCGUUUUUCUUCUCCUCUCUUUGUCAAAGAGACUGGAACCUGAGAAUUUGUUGAAGGGGCAUGUUUGCCUUGUUACAACGAAAAGAUGAUGAUGUGAGAUAACUGAAAGGAUCAUAAUAAGUUCUCAGUUGAAAUGGAUUGUCAUGGUGGUAUUUGCCAAAGCUCUCCAAACCGGGAGCAUGAAGGCCUUAAUGAACAUGUUUUCUUGCAUGGUGACUUGGAUCUGUUGAUAGUAGAAGCCAAGUCUCUUCCAAAUUUAGAUUUAUCCACUGAAGCAGUUAGAAAAUGCAUCACUAUGGGAAACAUGUGCCAUCCUCCAUUUAUAAAAGGACUUAAGACACACUCAGGAAAAGACAAGAUGAUAACUAGUGACCCUUAUGUUUCGGUAUGCAUUGCUGGUGCUACCAUAGCUCAGACUAGAGUCAUUGCUAACUGUGAGAACCCUUUGUGGGAUGAGCAAUUCAUUGUGCCUGUUGCUCACCCUGCACAAAAACUAGAGUUCCUUGUGAAGGACAACGAUCUUCUUGGUGCUGAACUCAUUGGAGUUGUGGAGAUACCUGUUCAGAAGAUAAUUGCUGGAAACACUAUUAAUGAUUGGUUUCCCAUUAUUGGUCAGUAUGGAAACUGCUUAAAACCUUAUCCUGAAUUGCAUAUUUCUGUUCAGUAUAGGCAAAUUGGAGUGAACCGUUCAGAGAGUAUCAGUAGUGGGGAUGGAAAAGCUUUAGGAGUUCCUAAAACAUAUUUCCCUCUCAGGAAAGGAGGGAGUGUGACUCUAUAUCAAGAUGCACAUUUACCAGAUGGUAUGCUACCUGAAAUUCCACUUGAGGGUGGAAAAGUGUUUCAGCAGAAUAAAUGUUGGGAGGACAUAUGCCAUGCAAUUUUGGAAGCUCAUCACCUCAUAUACAUUAUAGGAUGGUCAGUUUAUCACCCAGUGAGGCUUGUCAGAGAGGCAACAAAACCAUUGCCUUCGGGGGGCGAGCUUUCGCUUGGAGAGCUGUUGAAGUACAAGUCACAAGAAGGGCUCCGAGUGGUUAUGCUGAUUUGGGAUGACAGAACUUCACAUGACAAGUUUCUGUUGAAAACAGAUGGUGUCAUGCAGACUCAUGAUGAAGAAACUAAAAAGUUUUUCAAACAUUCUACUGUUCAUUGUGUGCUAUCUCCACGUUAUGCAAGCAAUAAGCUCAGUAUUUUCAAGCAACAGGUUGUGGGAACCCUCUUUACACAUCACCAGAAAUGUGUGCUUGUAGACAGUCUAGGUUCCGGCAAUAAUCGAAAAAUAACAGCUUUCAUGGGUGGUUUGGAUCUAUGUGAUGGUAGAUAUGAUACACCUGAGCAUCGGCUCUUUCGUGAUCUAGAUACAGUCUUUCAUAAUGAUUUUCAUAAUCCUACAUUUCAAUUAAAUUCAAAUUCGUGUUCACCAAGGCAGCCAUGGCAUGACUUACACUGCAAAAUUGAAGGUCCAGCAGCAUAUGAUAUAUUGACCAAUUUUGAACAAAGAUGGAGGAAGGCCAAAAAAUGGCGCGACUUCAGGCUCAAAAAGGUGACAAAUUGGCAUGAUGAUGCUUUGCUAAGGCUAGACCGGAUUUCAUGGAUUGUCAAACCUUCUCCUUGUUCCAACGGCGAUAAAUCUGUCCAUGUAACCGAUGAAAAAGAUCCUGAGAGUUGGAAUGUGCAGAUAUUUAGGUCCAUAGAUUCAGGAUCCGUGAAGGGAUUUCCAAAGGAUGUUGACAAAGCUAAGUCUCAGAAUCUUUUGUGUGGAAAAAAUUUGAAAGUAGAUCAAAGCAUCCAUACUGCUUAUGUGAGAGCAAUAAGAUCGGCUGAGCGCUUUGUAUAUAUUGAGAAUCAGUAUUUUUUGGGCUCCUCCUAUCAUUGGCCUUCAUAUAAAAAUAAUGCAGGUGCAAACCACCUGGUUCCCAUGGAGUUGGCUUUGAAAAUUGCCGGUAAGAUCGGUGCAAAUGAACGCUUUUGUGUAUAUAUAGUUAUACCAAUGUGGCCAGAGGGUGUUCCAACAAGUGCUGCUGUUCAAGAAAUAUUGUUCUGGCAGGGACAGACAAUGUCUAUGAUGUACAAGAUUAUAGCUGAUGCCCUUGAAAAAGCUGGUCUCUCCGAUAAGUAUCAUCCACAAGAUUAUCUCAAUUUUUACUGUCUUGGAAAGAGAGAACCACAGUCCACAAAUAUUUCACCAACACCAAAUCCAUCUGAAAACCGCGCUUUGGUAUCAGUUAAAAAAUUCAGACGUUUUAUGAUUUAUGUCCAUGCCAAAGGAAUGGUAAUUGAUGACGAAUACGUAAUUAUUGGAUCAGCAAAUAUUAACCAGAGAUCCUUAGAUGGUUCGAGGGACACAGAAAUAGCUAUGGGUGCUUAUCAACCAAAUUAUACAUGGACAGAAAAGAAUGCUCAUCCACGUGGCCAGGUGUAUGGAUACAGAAUGUCACUGUGGGCUGAGCACCUUGCUGAUCUUGAUCAUUGUUUUACUGAACCUCACAACCUGGAAUGUGUGAGACAUGUCAACAAAAUUGCCAAACAAAACUGGGACAUAUAUGUGUCUGAGGAAGGGAAUCGGAUGAGGGGACACUUGAUGCAAUAUCCAGUUAAGAUCAGCAAGGAUGGAAAAGUUAGUGCACUUGAUGAUUAUGAAUCCUUUCCUGAUGUUGGUGGCAAAGUUCUUGGAUCACCAAAUUCACUUCCGGAUGCACUAACCACCUGAUUAACUGUUAUGAACCAAUAUCCCCCCGACAGCUCAACAUUCUCUAACAGAUUCUGUUAGAGGGAAUCCACCAGGUGCUUGAUGAUUCUGCUUUUGGGUCGUUGAUUGGUGCCCUUAGUGGUCCUUUUGCUGGUUUGUUUUCUCCCUCCUAACAUUAACCAAAGGAAGUCUUAGAAAAUCCGCCUACAGAUGUAACAUUAUGAAAUGGUCCUAACUCCUAAUGCAUCUAAAUAAUUACCUUUUGUAUGUAAAUUUCUGUAUUUGAUAGUGAGUGCAUAAAUCUCUUUUAAUAUAUAUAUAUAUAUAUAUAUAUAGGUGUGAGAAUGGGGCGGGUUGGGUACUAUAUAUAGUACUUGUAUCCGCAUCCAUCCCAUUAAAUCAUUAAUGGGUACUGUAUUACAGUCAGAGAACAAUCAAGAGGAAGAUGGAGCUUGGAAAAUAUAGAUGAUGUGGUCACAUUCUGCAUGAGUGCUCUAAUUUCUUAAUUGAGUCUGCUUUUGACGUACUUGGUUGAUAAUGUGGUAGCAUAUGCACAUAAUGCCAAGGGUAAGCAGAGCACUAGAUUCAGUUGAUGCAUGAAGUGUAUUUUUUGGAUCAUGGUUUUCCCUUUCACGUGUAGCAAUUUCAAUUCAGUUGCUACUUUGGUGGCUUUUUAAUAUACGGGAUGAAGAUGAGGUUAAUGGAAAGAGUUGGGAACUUAUGAUACAUUGAUUAUGCAUAACAUAUGGUUCUUGUAUUUCUGUAGUCUAGAUAUGAUUCUCAUUCAUUUUGAAGAACUUGAAGCGGUUAAGUUAGGAUUUAAUCUUUUUCGCGUUUCC